Molecule: messenger RNA, 303 nt
Organism: Rangifer tarandus platyrhynchus (Svalbard reindeer)
Lineage: Eukaryota; Metazoa; Chordata; Mammalia; Artiodactyla; Cervidae
Source: the annotation of a GenBank genome assembly
AUGUGUACAGAUAUUCUAAGCACUUUAUAUGUAAUAACUCAUUUAAUAUUCUCAGCAACCUUACAAGGUACAUACUGUUACUAUCAUUAUUUUAUAAUUGAGGAAGCUGGGGAACAGAAAGUUUCCCUUUGUGGUUUGAAUCACAAAGGGAAAUGUAAAGUGAAAUUUCAAACUCAGACAUUUGGCUUCAGAGUCUUUGGUUUCCAUUCCUAUCCUGUACUGAUAAGUGUGAAAGGGGAGGAAGACUGGAGGCCAAGGGGUUUGAGUAAUGGUUUGAAUCUUUAUCGAAAUGGUUAUAUUUAG